Dermacentor andersoni is the source of this 689-nucleotide messenger RNA. NCBI's taxonomy places the organism in Eukaryota, Metazoa, Arthropoda, Arachnida, Ixodida, Ixodidae. The record is from RefSeq and is a predicted model, not a curated record.
AUGACGCAGAAGGUGGCCACUGGGGAGCACAGGGACCCUUACUUGACACAAGGCGCACUGCGGGAAGUUUUGGACCCGACUGGGAGCCACUCUGACAGCGACGUGUGGCGUGCACUGGGACAAGCACACCUGACCGAAUUCGUCUCGCGCCAUUCCAUGAACUUACAAAUGGAUGUGGGAGAUGGUGGCAGCAAUCUCAGUGCCGGACAGCGACAGCUUGUAUGCCUCGCCAGGGCCCUGCUGAGGCGACCACGUGUGCUGCUCAUGGAUGAGGCCACGUCACACAUGGACAGCGACACUGACAGGAUCGUGCAGGCUACGCUACGACAGAGCUUCGCCUACUGCACCGUACUUACCAUCGCGCACAGGCUCGAGACUAUACUAGACUACGACAAGAUCUUGGUGAUGUCCAAAGGUCGGGUAGUGGAGUACGGUUCCACACAGAAGUUGGCUUCUAAUCGAAAUUCCGCAUUCCACACAAUGCUUCGCCAGGCUGGUCUCCUACCAAAGGACCAUUCGCUAGUUUGUAAUGACCUACCUUGUCACAAAACCCGUUUGUGAGCACCGAGAGCUGCUGCCUAUACAUAGCUGAACAUUUCAUUUGUGCUGAGAUGUUUGUUUAGCACGCAUUGAGUGUCAUAACACUGUCAUUGUACGAAAUAGCAAUGUUAUCAAGGUAAAAUGCUUUG